Zerene cesonia (dogface butterfly) is the source of this 4514-nucleotide messenger RNA. RefSeq names its product chondroitin sulfate synthase 1 (gene Chsy). The record is from RefSeq and is a predicted model, not a curated record. The transcript is spliced from 6 exons. The coding region runs from base 346 to 2943 and encodes 865 amino acids. Gene Ontology annotation, cellular component: Golgi cisterna membrane. Gene Ontology annotation, molecular function: glucuronosyl-N-acetylgalactosaminyl-proteoglycan 4-beta-N-acetylgalactosaminyltransferase activity. Lineage: Eukaryota; Metazoa; Arthropoda; Insecta; Lepidoptera; Pieridae.
UGAGUUUUGUUUUGAGACGGCCGGUCCAGUUGCGCGGCAGGCGGCGCAUGAGUCGGUCGUUUCGGUAACCCAGGGUAAAAUGUUUUCGCAUUUCGACACGCGCCGCGCCUCACCGCGUUCGUUUCACCGAUAACAUCUGCAAAUCCGAUACUAACGUGUGAUAGCGACAGUGCCGUUCCACAUUCGUUUUUUUCUUAACGUGACAAUUUGUUGACCAUGUGAUUUGUGUGCGAAACACUGAAGCUGGCCGCUAAUGUCUUAACAAAAAGAACGCACAGAUAUUCCGGGAAUGCACACAUGUGGUUGCCGGCUAACAGCGGGUGCGUUUGUUGAAGUUCUGUCACGAUGCCGCGUAGGAAUAAAUGGAUGCAUCUGGUGGCCGGGGUCGUGGCCGGAGUCACGCUCGGGGUGUUCCUUAAAUUGUGUUUAAGGACUUCCUCAAGGACGUCCAUUGAGACUUGUCCGGAUACGGCAAAGUUAUAUGUGCCUCCAAAUCCAUUAGCAGUGAUAGGGUUAAACUCGGAUGAAACCAUACAAAACUCCAACCGGACCUUAGUGUUUGUGGGUGUGAUGACAGCAGAACAAUAUCUAACUACGAGAGCGAAAGCCGUCUAUGAGACUUGGGCUCAGGACUUGCCCGGGCGGAUAGCUUUCUUUAGUUCAGAAGUGUCUCGAGCGCCCGGUUUACCUCUGAUUCCAUUGCGGACCGUUGACGAUAGUUACCCUCCGCAGAAGAAAUCUUUUCUUAUGUUACUGUACAUGUAUGAGAAUUACGGUGAGAAAUUUGAGUGGUUUAUGCGCGCAGAUGACGACGUUUACGUUAGAGGUGACAAAUUAGGAGAGUUUUUGAGGUCAGUGGACAGUAGGAAGCCGCAGUUUAUAGGACAGGCAGGAAGGGGCACCAGCGCCGAGCGGGAUGCUCUAGCACUGGACUAUAACGAAAACUUUUGUAUGGGCGGGCCGGGUGUACUUAUAUCAAAGGAGACCUUGAGGAGAGUCGCCCCUCACGUCAAGUAUUGCUUGAAGCACCUCUACACCACUCACGAAGACGUCGAACUUGGGAGGUGUGUCGCUAAAUUCGCUGGCGUUUCUUGCACAUGGAGUUAUGAUAUGCAAACGAUCCUGCAUCACAACAGCAGCGGGGCGGCGGCCUACACCGGCCGCCUGAAGAAGCGGGAGGUCCACCGCGCCAUCUCCCUGCAUCCAGUCAAGGAUCAUAGACAGAUGUACCGAUUGCACACUUAUUUUAAGAACCUCAAAAUCCAAGAUCUGCGGGAGACAUCGCUGGACUUGCACAGGGACAUAGCGUCAUCAGUGAAGGAGCUUGGAGUCGAUCAGGACCAUGUAGCUGAUUACGUAUUACCGGGGGGUGUGCCGCUGUUCCCGGCGAAGAUGGGCACACCUGGCUAUUUGGGGAAUAAUAAGAUCUUAGGUGCUCCCAUAGAUCUCAACAGAUUCAAGGCAAACACGGUAGAGGACAUCAUUCCGUUCGAUUACAUCAGUAAAUCUAUCUACUCCAUGAGCCACUCCAAUCCUAAGAGAAGAAUCGAGAGUCCUCUGAAAGAAGCGCUUGAUGACGUCAUUAGAGAGGUGAUGGAAAUAAUAAAUGCGCCAUCUCGCCAACGUGGGCGGGUCAUCGACUUCAAUGAGCUACUAUAUGGUUACACGCGGCUUCAGCCGCUGCACGGGGUGGACCACGUGCUGGACCUACUCCUCAAGUACAGGAGGUAUAGAGGCAGGAAGAUGACGGCUGCUGUUCGACGGCACGCGUAUUUGCAGCAGACUUUUACAGGGACUGAAAUAAGGGAACUGCCAAUGGGUGAGCCGCCGCUUUUCGAAGAGCCAGAACUGCUCGAAGAAAUUAACAUGAAAGAACCUCUCAAUGACUACGAAGACUUCGACGAGCCGAGUCCGCAGCCCGCCGGCUUCCUCGACAAGCUCAACGUCAAAGAGGCCAUCGAAAGUGGUCUAAUGAAACUCCAGAAUAACCUCCCAAACGUACUGAAGUGGAGUGACGAUGAUUACGAGUAUCCAAUCUACGACAGAAGGAUACAUUUCAUCCUGCCGCUUCUGGGAAGACAGGAGAUAUUCGGACGUUUUAUGAAGAACUACGAGGAUAUUGUGCUCAAAAGCAAUGAAGCUGUUAGUUUAAUAGUCGUUUUAUAUUUGGAUAGCAAAAAUCCACUCGAUUAUAGAAAUGCGGAAGCGUUGAUAGAUCAUUAUAAAGAUUUGUAUGGGAAAGAUAUAAAGAUAGUGCACAUGGGGUCCACUACGUUCUCCAGAGGUGCGGCUUUAACAGAAGGACUCAAGGAAUGCUCAAGUGACGAUUUAGUGUUCUUUAUAGAUGUAGAUAUGAUGUUUAACCACAUAACGCUCAGACGUAUUAGAAUUAACACAGUAAAAUAUAAUCAAGUGUACUCACCAAUAGUGUUCAGUGAAUAUAAUCCUGAAGUGGUAAAUGGAGAGGAUUAUAACAAAUUCAUAGGUGAAACACUAGUGACUAAUACAGAUAUAGGUAAAUUUUUAGAUAGUGAUACCCCUAAAACUGACAGAGAGCUAGCGGACUUGAAAUACAGCAAAGAAAUACACGAGGAUCUAGGUUAUUUUAGGCAGUACGGUUUCGGUUUACUUAGCUUGUACAAAUGUGACUUUGAAAGGGUCGGAGGUUUCGAUCUAAAUAUAAAAGGCUGGGGUUUAGAAGAUGUACAGCUUUUCGAGACUUUAAUUAAGUCAAAUUUAUCGGUGUUUAGGAUAGCCGACGAGAGUUUGGUGCAUAAAUUUCAUUCGGUGGACUGUGAUAAGAACUUAGAGAAGAGCCAGUUUUUGAUGUGUUUGGGCACGAAGGCAUCUACUUAUGGUAGUGAUAAACACAUGACUUAUUAUAUGCUAAAUCAUCCAGAAGUGUUGUGGCCCCAGGACAGCAAUGAGAAAGGUGCUAGCUAGCACAGGGUUUGAGCUAGUCUCGAUUAUAAAAUAUUAUGACAAUUUUAGCAUUUACGUAACUGUGAAGGGGUGUAUAUUGUAACUGUAUAUUUUAUGACGCAGUAUUGUGAUUUUAGUUUGUUGUAUACAGAACAAAUAUUGUUGAAAUGGAAUUUUAAUUCAAAUGUAGGUUACUCUUGCAAUUUAAGAUGGUUGUUUGGUAUUAUCCUUCUAGGUUUAUACUUGUAAAUAGAGGUACUAUAUUUUUGUAAGCAUUUAUAAAUUCUAAGAUGUAUUAUGUACAUAUUUUUCCUAUCGAAGUAGACUGUAAUAUUCUAUGAUAAUAAUCUAUUUGUAUGUAUAAUAAGACGCCUUCAGAAGGCAGCUCUAUUCGAAACACUUAAUAAUAAUCUUAGAUUGUUGAUAGGUUCUUCUAUAUAAAAUCUUUAAUCUAAUUUAUACUUUGUCUCUUUCUUUCUAUGGCCAAAUAAGCUGAGAAAGAAAGAGAUGAAAUACUGGUUGAAUAAAAUAUUGUAAAUUAAUUUUAUAAAUUGGGGUCCUGUCUUAGAUAAUUGUUUUAAGUUAUUUAAAUUGUUGUUAAUAGAUGUCGUCAAUAAUUAAUUUAUAAUUUUACUACUAUCAUCUAUAAUGAUUUCAGUCGAUAUUGCUUUAACAAUCUUUUAUUUUUGACAAAAUCGAGUUUUCAUAGAGACAAUAUUUUUUUUUUACUACAGUGCAUCAGCAACAAAGGACUAUCUCGAUUUUAUUUUAUUUUUAUUUUAUUUUAAUGCUAUGAUGAUAAAAAGUUUUAAAGAAAAUUAAAUCAUUUUAGCAUUCGUCAAUCAAAUCAUGUAUAUUAUGUAUUUCUGUAGUGUAGUAAAACAAAUUUCUUAGAUGAGCGGUCCUAACCCAUGAUGAUGUCUUAUUUAAAUUAUUGUUUACAUAUAAAUAAACAAAACAGUCUGGUAAAAGUGCCUACUCCGCUAUUUACACUUUUAGUUGUAAGUGCGUCAAUGUUGUUGAAUAAUUCGAUAGUAAUUCCGCGUAUGUAUUUGCUAAUUCUUUAUCUAUAAGCAUCUGCGUGUAAAGUAAACACAAACGCCAUCUAUAAAAGCUUUUACGCAUAAAAAAAUAAUAAAUACAAUAGGAUGGGAAUAUUGUGCCUAGUAUUCUAUUGUCAUAUGUUUUACCCGUUUUUUUUAUCGAGCUUGCUAGGUCAGCCAGUAUCCCUGCUUGCUACAAAGAUUUUAUAACGUAAAUUAUAUGAAUUAAAAAUGAUUAACUAAGAUGUAUAUGUAUAAAAAAUGGUGCCUUUUAUAAUAUUAUUUAAUUGGCUGUGUAAGAUUACUAAAUUUAUAUCUCCAAGGUCCAAAUUGUGAUACUCCAGGGGACGAAUAUUCAUUGCAAUCUGUUGUUAUGACAACUCUUAUUUAAGUUGUGCUGAGUGCCAAUUAAAUUAAGUAGGUAAUUGCCGCAAUAUUAUUAUGUGGAUAUUGUUUUAUACAUGAUAUUGUAAUUUAAAUGAUAAUUAUAAUGUGAGAGUUAAGAAUUCAAUGAAAGAAAGCUGCGAUUAAAUGUAUGUUUUAUUAAUA